Messenger RNA from Calliphora vicina (urban bluebottle blowfly), 1990 nucleotides. RefSeq lists its product as uncharacterized. NCBI's taxonomy places the organism in Eukaryota, Metazoa, Arthropoda, Insecta, Diptera, Calliphoridae. The record is from RefSeq and is a predicted model, not a curated record. The transcript has 5 exons. The coding region runs from base 556 to 1671 and encodes 371 amino acids.
ACAAAAAAAAUAUAAAAAAAACAUGAAGCAACAUUAAAUGCGAUUUGUUGCAUAUUAAAGUUUCUUGCUUGCAACUCGUGUCAGUUUAACGGCAACAUUACAACGUGUUAGUGUGUUCUUUACUGUUCUCUGUUUGUCUCCUUUUAAGCAUGUCAGAUGACUUUUAGGUUGACAUCGUACUGUAAAUUGUUCUAGUUUUUUCGUGGAAAACAAAUAUCGAAAAAACCAAAAAAAAGAUAAAAUUCAAGGAAAAAAAAAACAAACAAACGAAAUAAGGAAAAACGUGUUAAAAACCAACAUUAAAUAUUAUCGGGUUGAUUCAUCGAGAUUCGUUCAUUCAUUCAUUCAUCAUUUGUGACUGACUUCAUUAAUUGGAAUUGCUUUAGCGUGUAAACUUUAAAGUCAAUUGAACAAGGAUUAUUUCAAAUUGUGCUCGUCCAAUUCAUUCGAUUUGAUUCGAUCGUUUGAUUAUUGUGAUUUUUUUUGCUGUUUUUGCCAUUGUAAUUGAGCGCUUUACAUUGUGUUGCGGUUGUGUAAACGACAAAUUUGUACAAAAUGCUGCUAAUAAAAUUAAUUAUUGUCAGUUCAUUCUGCCUUUUAAGUCUGAUACACCGUGUACAGUGUGAAAAGACGGAAAACUCAGCUGUUUCAGCUACUGCGGAACGAAAUAAUAAAAAGGAUACAAAAUUCACAGCCGCACAAUCAACCAUUUAUAAAAUUAAAAGACUGAAUCCAUCAAAGGAUAAACAAAACUUGCAUAAACAACGAAUAGAGGAGCAGCAUCUACACCAUUUACAACAUGAGCAGCAACAUCUACAACAAGGACAAAAGUCAAGACAACAGGAUGUCAUGCAUCAUCAGGAGUAUAAGGGAAAUUACAAAGUUACCGAAAGCGGCGGCGACGUUACUACGUCUAACAAACAUCGCACAAAAAAAUUUCGCAAAUCGGGAAAAAAUGCACAUGGUUUAAAUAGAAAAUUAUUAAACAAAUUGGGUUUCACCAAAGUCAAGGCACCCAACAGUCAUAACCGGAAACGUUUGGCCAUCGAAUCACGACGUCAUGCUUCACCAGAUGAUUCACACAUGUUUAUUAUAAAAUUACCGCCAAAUAUGUAUUAUUACACCAAUCCUAAACCAUCUAAGUCUGGCACUGUAGCAGCCUCAUCAUCAUCAUCAUCUCCAAAUUCUAUUGCAGCAUCGGUGGAUAAAAAAAAUUCUUUAGUACCGCAUGUACUUAAGGAUGAUACAAGUACAACUAAGGAUGCUAACGGAAAAAAGGUCUCAUUCCCAUUCAACUCGAAUGGCAAACCAGGACGUAUCUACCAUUGGAAUUUGCCGGUCAUUAAAAAGAUGCUCGAAGAUAAACAACGUUUUCCCAGCGUUGCCAACAUCGAACCGAACAAAGUCGAACAAUUAAUUGAUAUAAAAAAUAUACCAACAUGGUCUAAACCAUGGGAAAAUGAUUCGAUUGAAAAAUCCUACAAUCAGGAUUCAAUGAUGAGCUAUAAAAAGUCACUAAAACGUAAAUCACCUACAUAUUAUGCACCGGCUAGUGCGGUCAAUAAAAACAGUUUCAAUAAAUACUUUUCGGGCAAUGGCAAACCCAAAGGAUUUUAUGUCAUAAAAGAGAAUCAAAAGAAACCAUCAUACUAUAAAAAUAUUGUAGCGUAAAAGAUAAAACAAAAGAUGAGAAAAUAAUGAAAAGAUUGGCUAAAAAAAAUAAUGAAAUUAAAUAAGACAGAUUAAAUUAAUAAAUAUUGGAAUAUAUCAUAAUCUUAAAGCAAACAAAAGCCAUAUUAACAUUUCUUUUUUAUUAUUUUGCAAAAGAACAAACAAAUUGUGUAGUUAAUAAUGAUAGACAUUAUAUUAAUUGCAAAAUAUAGUACAUGCAUCCUAAAUUUUAUAACUCAAGCAUAAAGUAAAACUUUAGACUUAUCAAAAGACUAAUAAUACUAAAUAAAUAAACAAACAAAAAUAUACAAAAAAAAAA